CUACUCCGAGGGCGGAGGGACCAGCUGACGAGGCAAGCGGCGGAUCCAGUUGCCGAGGGGAUCGAUGUAGAAAUGGGAGGUGGCGUGCUUGAGGCCCUUGAGGCCGCGCUCGAACUCCUCGGUGGCACCAGGGCGCUGCUGGCGCUCCGCGUACUCCUUGUCCAGCCCCUCAAUCCACUUCUGGCGGCACACGGCGCGCCACUCCUGCACCUUGGAGAUGGCGUACUUGUGGACGCCGAAGACGACGACGAGGAUGGCGGCGGAGGUGCCGACGGCGGCGACGACGGCCUUCAUGGUGCUGUAAGGCAUUUUGUGUGGAUGUGGUUGGUUUGGUUUGGUUGGUUUGGUUUGGUUGGUUUGGGUUGGUUGGUUGGUUGGUUGGUUGGUGGAUUGGUGGGUUGGGUUGAGUGGAGCGUCGGAGGAAGGCGGGCGCGUUAGUGCUUGGGAGUGAAGCUGAGGCGGCUGCAGAGCAGACAAUAAGAAAUUUGGGCAGCAUCAGGCCGGGCUAGCUUCGGAAGCGUGCGAGCAAUUGGCGUGAAAUGACUGCCAAGAUUUACUCCUUCUGCGCCGCCUAGUACGGUUUAGGACGUUUUGCUCUGCAGGCUUUCCCCCAGCACCUCGUGGAGGCUGGUUCCAGGCGCCAGUGAAG
Messenger RNA from Aplosporella prunicola CBS 121167, 649 nucleotides. RefSeq lists its product as uncharacterized. The record is from RefSeq and is a predicted model, not a curated record. Lineage: Eukaryota; Fungi; Ascomycota; Dothideomycetes; Botryosphaeriales; Aplosporellaceae. The transcript has a single exon. The coding region runs from base 73 to 438 and encodes 121 amino acids.